CCGGCUGAACCGUUUUCGUCUGCUUGCGUGCUUUGUGGGCAUCUGACAUUGUAUUUAUUUUGUUGUUUCCACUCAGCUUGUCGAGAAAAGGCACAUAAUAUUUCAAACAGAUUAAAAACUAAACAAGGAUAUUGGAUAACCUUUUAAAGUCAUGUGUGAGAAGAAUCAGGAAAAGUUGAAAGACUUCAUUUUAUCCCUGUCGAAACCAGUGGUUUUUCACGGCAGGAUCGACGAUUGGGAAGUCCUCAAGUGGAAUAUUGAAGACUGGAGCACUGCGUUUGGAAAAAAACUUCUGCCCUUCAGAUGCGGUGUGCGAAGCUGCUCCUUACAACCCCUCUGGGAACGUUACUGCGGUAGAGAAGUAAUGACGCUUGCAGAAUUCGCUAGCAUUCAACGCAAUCCCAAAGAACUGAAAGAUUCUGGCAAAUGGUUUUACUUUGAUUACAAAUACUUGAAUGAGUGGACUCCACAAGACAACAAUGCUCUCAAGUCUGUUUCUUGGUCCAGCUUGGGGUUCCCAGAAAUGGAAGUGGCCGGGUCCACACUUUGGAUUGGAAGCGGUGGUGCUCACACCCCGUGUCAUUAUGACACCUAUGGCUCUAAUCUAGUUGCUCAAGUGUUUGGCACCAAACGCUGGAUUCUCUGGCCACCAAGUGAAUCAAAAACUAUGAGGCCCACACGAGUACCAUACGAAGAAUCAAGUGUCUAUAGCAAAUGGAACUUUAACUGUCCCCUACCAAGUGAAUUUUAUCAUGACUGCAAAGAAAUAUAUAUUGUGGAUCUUAAGCCUGGAGAUGUGUUGUUUGUUCCUCGCCACUGGUGGCACUAUGUGGAAUGUUUGGACACAUCAGUUAGCAUCAAUUCCUGGAUGGCUUCAAAUUUAGAUUAUGUCAGUCGACUAGAUGAAGCCCUAGUCAAGUUUACAGUAUCUCAAGUAUCGAAAGAUUUAUCUCUUGCCGAUAUAAAUGUAAUUGUUAAUCCUAAUGAAGAUGAUGUUGAUUCUACUCCUUUGAGUGACUCUACGAAUAUGAUAACUUAUUGUACAGAUGCUUUGAAGUCAAAAAUAACUGAGCGAUCCAAAUGUUCAGAUAUGGAUGCUUCUGAUCCUCUACCUGUUGUGGACAGGGCUGAAUAUGUUCCUUGCAGCACUCUUGAAGAACUAAGAAAUCUCACCAAUGAUAAGUGCAACUGCAACUCCAAGGAGAGACAUCAAAGAUUAAUGACAGAAAGCAUCAUGAAGGCAAAGGAUAGUGGUAUUCUUCAUAGGCGAUAUGAAACUCCGCUUCAAAAAGUUAUUAAUGCAUUUUGUCACCCUGAGGUAAUUGAGAAAGUGCGCGAAAAACUGUUAGAUAGUUUGAAUGUUGGUUUGGAUGAAUUGAUAUUGAUGCAGGAGUCUGACGUGUCUAAAUAGUCUGACCAAGAAAAAGGAUAAUAAAUAAUCAAAUACAGGUUUAAACUUUGUUAA
Molecule: messenger RNA, 1465 nt
Organism: Thrips palmi
Lineage: Eukaryota; Metazoa; Arthropoda; Insecta; Thysanoptera; Thripidae
Gene: HSPBAP1
Product: HSPB1-associated protein 1
Exons: 1
Coding region: 152-1411 (419 amino acids)
Molecular function (GO): 2-oxoglutarate-dependent dioxygenase activity
Source: RefSeq, a predicted model, not a curated record